AUGGCCGUCCCAGAGGCUGUGGCGCCCCAGGGGCCCUACAAGGAGCGUCCCGCCCAGAAGCCCUAUAGCUUGCUUGAGUGCAAAAAACAACUGCCCUCUGAGGCCCUACAGGGGCAGCGCUUCCUGGAACCCUCCCAUUUGCCCCACCAGGUGCUGCACCCCCAGGGACCCUCCCAGGGGCGGUGGCGCCACCAGGGAACUUCCCAGGAUCGGCGGCGACACAGGGGCUCUCUGAGAGGCGUCGGCGAUCCCACAGGCUUUUCCAGGGGCGUGGUUGCCCCGAGAAGCCUAAAGUGUGGAGGCGGUGCCCAGAGGGGCUCCCCCAGGGGCAGCGAAACUCCCAUGGGCCCUCCCAAUGGCGGCGGCGCCACCACCGGCUCCUCCAGGGGCGGUGGCACCCCCAAGGGUGGCAGUGACCCAAGCGGCCCUAGCAGAGGGGGCGACAACCCCAGGGGCCUUCUCAGGAGCAACGGCGACCCCAGGGGCCAGGCCGGAAUCGAUAGAGAACCCAGGGGCUCUCCCAGGGGGGGGCGGUAA
Homarus americanus (American lobster) is the source of this 537-nucleotide messenger RNA. Its product is annotated as nucleolar protein 3-like. The transcript has 2 exons. The record is from RefSeq and is a predicted model, not a curated record. Bases 1 to 537 code for a protein of 178 amino acids. NCBI's taxonomy places the organism in Eukaryota, Metazoa, Arthropoda, Malacostraca, Decapoda, Nephropidae.